AUGUUGAUCGAGCCCCUCCGAACUGGCUCCAAUGCCAUUCGAAGGGUCACGCAGUGGCCGUGGCUAGGUCAAGUGAGAGGUUUGAAUCGCGCCUGCGGUUUGGUGGGCUAUCCUAAUGUGGGGAAGUCCUCGCUCUUCAAUGCCUUCGCAGGCUCUACCCUGGCAGCGGCGGAGAACUUUCCCUUCUGCACGGUGGAGCCCAAUGUGGUGAAGGUGGGUGUGCCCGACGAUCGCUUGGCACGCUUGGCGGAGCUUUGUUCCUCGCAAAGAACUGUCCCCGGGCAGCUGGAAAUCCGUGAUAUCGCUGGACUCAUCAAGGGCGCCAGCAGCGGUGCCGGCAUGGGGAAUGCCUUCCUGAGCCAGAUCCGGGGGGUGAACGUCGUCUUCCACGUGGUUCGCUGCUUCAGCGAUCAGAAGAUUGUUCAUGUCGAGGAUCCCGUGAACAUCGAUCCGGUCAAGGAGUACGAAUCCAUCCUGGAGGAGCUGAUCAUCGCCGACUUAGAGUAUGCCUCCAAGCGUUUACCCGCGCUGCGGAAGAAGGCAACCACGAGCUCGGAGGUGGCCAAGAUGCUGCCGAGCUACGAGGCGGUCUUGCAACGCCUCGAGGCUGGUGCUGCUGCACGUCACGCACUGCCGGAGGAGGUGCCCUCCUCCGAUGAGUUCUUCACUCAAUUGAUCACUGCCAAACCGGUGGUGGUGCUCGCCAACGUGGCGGCCGAGGACGCAGCCAAUGGCAAUGAGUUCUCAGUCCGCCUCGCCGAACGGGUGUCUGCGGAGGCCACUAGCCAGACACGGUUUAUGGUGGUUUCGGCGCAGCUGGAGGCAGAGGUGAGUGCCUUGGACGAUGAGGAGUUUCGGACUGAAUAUCUGGAAUCCUACGGCUUGGAUUGCAAGGGCCCGCGUGCGCUCACCCGAGUCCUGGCGGAGAGUCAAGGCUUGCUGAAGCUGGUGUCAUACUUGACAGUGGGAGAGCAGGAGGCACGAGCUUGGUUCGUACCCAAGGGCUCCAAAGCGCAUGAGGCUGCAGGUGCCAUACACUCAGACUUCACGAAGAACUUCGAGCAAGCGGAAGUCUGGACCUAUGAAGACCUCGUGAAGCAUGGCAGCAAAGCCGCGUGUCGCAAGGCGGGUGCUGUGAAGCAGAAAGGAAAGGACUACGAGGUCCAAGACGGCGACGUCUUGGAGUUCCGCGUGAAGAACGUGGAGCUUCAGAGUGUGGACACGGCCCCUGGGCGAACGAUGCGGAAGGCCGUUCCUAGCAGCAGCGAAGAUCUCGAGGCUGGAACUGGAAAGGCGAUCACCAAGGGCGUUGCCACUGGGGCGGCCAGAAGCCUCAUGCGGUCUCUUCCGCUGCAAGCGCCCAGCUGGCUCCGCAGUGCGGACGAACCGCUGAAAUUGGUCUUGCGGACCUUAGUGACGGUGCCCCGACUUUCACCCCGAGGGAACUUAGUGACACGUUCAUCUGAGACGGGGGAAGUGCUUCUGCGAGGCAUCGCCAGCACGCGCCCGAAGGGCGGAACCGGAUUCCGUUUGAAUUGGACACUGCUGGGCUGGAGGUUGAUCAUUGCAUUUUUGACAUUAGUUGGACUUGCAUUUACUCCAGUUGUCUUCAGUGUUCUGAUGGCGGAUGGUGCUGCGAACGGUGGAACAGGUGCCAAUGAUUUGGGCCAGAUUGUGAACAUGUUGCAGGCAAUGGCCAAUGAACAGCAGCAGCAGCGUGCUAGGUUCCCCAGGCUGCACCCGGAGUUCAAGGUUCACCGCAACAUCAGGCUCAUGGGUCGGGUAGCUGGGCUCGGAGGAUUGGGGCCAGGUGUGAAUCCGGCAAUCGCCUAUGCCAUCCAGCAAGGUGGAGUUGAUGCUAAGGUGCUCUCAAAACCAAGCACCUAUGAUCCUGUCAAGAGUCCUGGAUAUGCUGCAUUCAAUGAUUGGAGUGAUCAUGUGAUUACAUGUGUUGAUGCACAGAUUCCAGGGACUUGGGAGUUGCUUGAACACAUCAAGGACACACAACCGGUAGCACAAGUUUCGAUUGAUGAUUUGUCAUUGCAUUUUCCCAACAUUGACAGAGCAACAUUGGAGUAUUCAAAUUCCAAUUUGUAUGCGGUGUUGAUCACAUUUACAGUUGGUGAGGCUCGCAACAUUGUCAGGCAGGCAAGACGGCCAAAUGGGUAUGAGGCUUGGAAGUUGUUGCAACGACGCUUCAAUCCGGUGACCAUUGGUCGGCAGAGAGCGGGCUUGACCACGAUCGCAAAUCCACCCUCGAAUGUUCCUAUUGCACAGUUGGCCGGAGAGAUUGUGUCGUGGGAAACCAAGAUCACGGAGUUUGAAGCAAGGCCGCAUGCAGAGAAGAUCAGUGAGGCGAUCAAGAUGGCCGCAGCAGUCUCCAUGUGCCCCAAUCGGCUGAGAGAACAUCUCCAGUUGAAUGCUCAGAGGUAUACAACAUACAUGGAGCUGCGAGAAGAGGUUUUCACCUACAUUGAACACACCCAGUCAUUGACCGCCACCAGCAUGGACAUUGGUUCAUUGCAGUCGAAGGGCAAAGGAGGUGGUUGCUUUGAGUGUGGAGGACCGCAUCUCAUCAAGGACUGGCUGAAGAGGGCCAAAGGUGGUCAAGGAGCUCAGCAACAGGUUGGUGGCAAUACCAUCAAGAGGUUGUCAGCAUUGAGCAGUCGGCAUGCGAAAAGGGCAAGAGGCUCAGGAGCGGGGUCGAGUGGGGAUGGACAAGGGACAGAGCAGAGCAUUGAUUUGACCUUGUCAUCCAAGACGUAUGCAGUGCUGUCCAAUGUUGACAGUGGAGCAGCAAUGUCAGUUUGCCCUCCGGGAACAUUUCCAGACUACCCGGUGCUGGCUAGAGAUGAUGAAGAAGAGAUAGUUUUGGUUGCAGCGAAUGAAGAGACCGUCGAGCAUUAUGGUGAGGUCAGGCCAAUUGUGAUGACAUCAGAGGGCCACUUGAGAGAGAUGGUGUUUCAGGUGGCAGCAGUUGGCAAGGUGUUGACAUCGGCGGCUCAAAUCUGCAACCGAGGACGUCGGAUCGUCUUGGAGUCGGAGGGUGAGCGCAGUUACAUUGAAGACAAGGAAACGGGUGAUACAUUCAAUUUGUAUCAAGAGGAUGCAGUUUUCAAUUUGUAUCUUCAUGUGAUCCCGUAUGCCGAGACCACGGGCGUAAGGCCCCGCUAUGAGUUGCAUGCAUUGGAUGAGGAGCCACAAGAGUUGAGAGAUUCAGGUUCCCAUCCCGAAUUCGAUGAUGGUGUGAGUGAUCGCAGUGACCUAUACCAAGGCCACACUAGAGUUCCUGAGUUGCCACUUCCGGAUGACUAUGAGCAGUAUGAGCCAAGUGAAGGAGACUUGGACGUGGUGGCAUCUCAUGCAAGAGAAUUAGAGGAUGAGGUCCAGGAGGCUACUUCAAAGAAACUUGCACUCCGUGUUCCUAUUGGACCUACAGAGGAGGAGAAACGUGAGCAUAUGAUCAGCCACAUUCCGUACAGAAGCUGGUGUGCAGAUUGCAUCAGAGGCAAAGGUUUGGCUGAGGCGCAUCGGAAACAGAGACUGGGUCAAGAUGCUAAAGAGCAACGGAGACCUUUGAUAGCAUUAGAUUAUUUUUAUCUUGGCAAGGAUGAAGAGCAGAGUUUGCCCAUUUUGGCCAUGGUAGAAGAACAGACCGGCAGAACAUAUGCCGUUUGCAUGCCAGAGAAGGGUGUACAGCAUCAAUACAAUGUUGCAGCAGUCUCAAAGCUUUUGAAGGUUUCGGGAUGCCUUGGAGGAGUUCUGAAGAGCGACAAUGAGAGGUCGUUGGUUGCUUUGAGAAACGAGUUGCAGCGUUUGUUCCCUUCAUUAUCAUGUGAAGAUGCUACCAAAGGUGAGUCGCAGAGCAAUGGACUCAUUGAGAGUUACAUUGGGAAGAUUGAGGUACAGGAGUUCAUCGAUGUUGGACAAUCAAGUGCAAGUUUGGAGGUGACCGAUGGGAUGGUUCCCUACUCAAACAUGAUCGGACUUCCGUGGCAGCUACGUCCAAAGAAGGACAUGGGAGAAAAGAGUUUGCCAAAAGAGAUCGAGGUUGACUUGCCGGCAUUGGAUUUAGAGGCUGCGGAAGCGACGCAAGAGAAAGAAGUGAAAAGGAAGAAGAGCUACAAGCCCCGAGGCAUUUACAUCCGUCGGGACAUUGAGCUUGAAGAGUAUGGAUACACUCCAGGUUGUGACGGUUGUGAAGCAGCUAAACUUGGAUUGAGUCACAAACAACAUUCUUCAGCUUGCAAACAAAGGAUCAGGGAGGCCAUGUUGCAGACUGAGGAAGGUCGUGACAAAGUGGAGCGCAUGGAGCGUCGAGCAGAGCGUUUCAUGGUGAAGUUCAAGGAGCAGCAGGAUGAGGCAGAAGCUCGAAAGAGGAAACUGUCCAUGGAUGAACCACCAGAGGCGAAAGUUCCAAAGGGGGCUGAGGGUGCACUGGUGGAGGAGGUGUCGGGUCAGGAGGGCAUUCCUGACAUCGAGUUCAUCAAGGAGCCGCCUGGAACAGCAGCUGACUUACUUGAUGAUGGCAUGGGAGAAGAGCGUGGCGUGGAGGAGCAAGCUCAGGUGAUGGACAUCAGUUCACUCCAAUUGUUUUCAUUGAGCAAGCACGGUUUGUGCCAUCCUUGUUUGAGAGAAUCUUCUUGGUUGGAAACACAACAGAUGCUGAGUGAUGAUUUCAUUGAGCAACAACAGAUCAAGUUGCAGUUGGGGAGCUUGAGCUUGUAUGAUGCCUACGGCAUUGAUCAGACAGGUCGGAAACCAGUUGUCGUUGAGGUGUUUUCUCCACCACGGUUGACAGCAUUUGGGCACAAUAAAGGUUUGAUAGCAGGUGUUGCAUUGGACUUGAGGACAUGUGACCAUGAGGGCAUUCCUUGGGACUUCACACAAGCAAGCAGACGACAAGCAGCCCAUUUGUUAGUUGAUGAAUUACAGCCAGAACUUCUAGUGGGUUGUCCGCCGUGUGGACCAUUCAGUAUUUUGCAAGGCUUGAAUCAGAGAUUUGCAGAUACAUGGGACAACGUGCAGAAGCUGGCGGAGGCAAAAGAGCAUCUAGCAUUUUGCUGUGAGCUCUACCGGAAGCAGAUGAGCAGGAAGAAAUACUUCUUGCAUGAACAUCCUUUUCUUGCAACCUCGUGGAAUGAAGACCCGAUGAAACAGCUUGAAGAGCUUGACACAGUUUACAAGGUUCGAGGGGACAUGUGUCAGUUUGGUAUGCAGGCAGAGGAUGAGCAUGGUGUUGGAGCUGUGAAGAAACCAUCCGGCUUCAUGACGAAUUCAGAAUGUAUUGCAGAGCAGUUGAAUGUUCUUUGCAAAAAUGUGAACAAUGAACUCAAGGUUUGGAAGCGAGUUGAUUUCAAUGCAAACAAGUUGCAACUACUGAAGAAAGGUGGACCUGCAUGGAGACAAGUCGUGAGAAGAGUUACAAUGGAUCUCAACACAAAUGAAGUGCUUCAAGAUCUUCAGGAUUUUCAGCAAGCCACUCGUUCACAGUUGCAUCAAAAGUUGUCGGGACAGUCACGUGACAUUGUUACCAUUUUCUACUACAAAGACGACAACAGUCAGUGGCAUCGGCAUGUGCAACUCAUUGGUGGCAAGGCUAAGCAGGCAGAGAUUUAUCCAGAUGGUCUCUUGCAACGUAUCUUGAAAGGGUUGAAGCAACAGAUGCAAAAGAAGUCACCACUUAGUUCUUUGGAGUUUGGACCCGUGAAUGAAGAACCAUAUUUUGAUCAGACGGUGUUGGACGAGGAGGACUGGACAACAUUCAUUGAUGAAGUUUCGGGCAAAGCACUUGAAACAGGCAAGGUGAGGGCAGCUCGUGCAGAAGAGAUUGACUAUGCCACUCGCUAUAAUGUCUGGACAUUGGUUCCAACACAGGAGGCAUGGGAUGUGACUGGGGCUGGACCCAUCGGAUCCCGUUGGAUAGACAUAAAUAAAGGUGACGUUGAACACCCAAACUACCGAAGCAGGUUGGUAAUUCAAGAGGUGAGGCACAGUGGCGUUGAGGCAAUUUUUGCAGCUACACCACCCUUGGAAUCCAUCCGUGUUUUGUUGUCACUUCAACGUUCAGGCAAGCAAGGUUACAAGGUGAUGUUUACAGACAUUAGAAGAGUAUAUUGGAUUGUCAAGAUUGAAAGAACAGUCUAUGUUCGUCUUCCACCAGAAGCUGCAGAAGAAGGCUACUGUGGCCGGUUGAACAAGGCCAUGUAUGGUUGCAGGGAUGCAGCUCGACAAUGGGAGAUUGAGAUCACAGACUUCUUCACAAGUCAAGGCUUUACCCCAGGGUUGGGGAGUCCAGUGUUGUAUUUUCACAGUGUUCGUGACAUCAAGAUUUCAGUUCACGGGGAUGAUAUCACUUCAUUGGGUCGCAAAGAUGAUCUUCUUUGGUUGAAGAAGCAAUUGUUGACAAGAUAUGAGACCAAAGAUGGUGGUAUGUUGGGACCUGAUGAAGGCGACGUGCAAGAUGCGAUGAUCUUGAACCGACUUGUACACUAUGGCCCGCAUGAGACGACAAUUGAGGCCGAUCCUAGACAUGUGCAAAUUUUGGUCAAGGAGUUGAACUUGACUGAAUCUAAGAGCGCCCCUACAGCAGGCGUGAAGAGAUCAGAACAAAAGGAAGAAAUGCUCACACCCGAAGAGAGCAGCAGGUUCAGAAGCUUGACUAUGAGGGGUUGCUAUCUUGCAUUGGAUAGGCCGGAUAUUGCUUUUGCGUGCAAGGAGCUUGCAAGGGCCAUGGCAAAGCCUUGUCGGUCGGAUUGGAAUGGCUUGAAACGGUUGGUGAGAUAUUUGCAUGGUGCUCCUAGAUUGAUUUGGAAGUAUCCCGAGCAGUUGGCACAAGAGCACUUCACUAUGUAUACUGACAGUGACGAUGCUGGUUGUUCAAAGACUAGGAAGUCAACAUCUUGUGGAGCAUUGAUGCACGGUUCACAUCUUCUCAAGUUUUACAGCAGCACACAACAUGUCAUUUCAUUGAGCAGUGGUGAGUCAGAAUUUUAUGCAGGUGUGAAAGCAGGUUCAACAUUGUUGGGAGCGAUGUCGAUGGCUCUUGACUUUGGUGAGACCAAGCGAGGUCGAUUGUGCUUUGAUGCCGCAGCAGCAAAGGCCAUGUUGAGCAGGAAAGGGCAUGGCAGAGCAAAGCAUAUAGAUCGAUCGUUCUUGUGGUUGCAACAACGAGUACAGAACCAGGAACUUGAGUUGAACAAAGUUGGUACUCGUAAGAACAUUGCAGAUCUUGGUACAAAGCAUUUAGACAGACUGCAAGUUGAAGCAUUGUUACAGGAGAUGAACCUUGAGUACGAGUUGAACGAGCAUAGGAUGACCCUCCAUGUGUAA
Messenger RNA from Durusdinium trenchii, 7332 nucleotides. NCBI's taxonomy places the organism in Eukaryota, Dinophyceae, Suessiales, Symbiodiniaceae. The record is from the annotation of a GenBank genome assembly.